Molecule: messenger RNA, 1433 nt
Organism: Lactuca sativa (garden lettuce)
Lineage: Eukaryota; Viridiplantae; Streptophyta; Magnoliopsida; Asterales; Asteraceae
Product: nuclear transcription factor Y subunit A-1
Biological process (GO): regulation of DNA-templated transcription
Cellular component (GO): CCAAT-binding factor complex
Molecular function (GO): DNA binding; DNA-binding transcription factor activity
Source: RefSeq, a predicted model, not a curated record
AAAUAUAAAAGUAUGAGUAGUAUCAAUUUUAUAAUGAAUAAUUACAAACAGCACACACCAUUUCUUUGUCAAAUGCGUCUCUUCAAUUUAUAAUAUUGUUAUACUUGUUUAAUUUAUUUGUCAUCGAUCAUAUUCGAAUGGGUUGAACUCAGUUUCAGUAUCAUCUUCAAGAUUCCCAAUUUUCUCCUUACCUCCGACAACAUCAAAAAGGAUUCGAGAAUAUGCCCACAAAACGUCAAGAAGAAGGUCAACAAGCACACAACAUCUCUCCAUCAACAGCGUAUUCACAACCUUGGUGGCAUGGGAUUGGAAAUGGCGUGAUGUCUUCUUUUGGUGAAACAAAUGGUGUUAUCAAGUUCGGAGAUAAAUUACAAACCACUAGUGAUGAUGUUGUUGAAGAUACAGAUUCCCCCAGAAUCAACAUUUCUGGAUUGAACAUCAACAAUUGCCAAGAACAGGAACAAGUCAAACAAGUUGAAACGAGUUCACUAAUGGAAAUUGUGUUGACAUCUAAUUUGUAUCAGGAUCCACAUUAUGCAGGAAUGAUGAAUUAUGGAACACAGACACAUCCAAAUUUACAUAGAAUGCCAUUACCCCUUCAAAUGGAAGAGGAGCCUGUUUAUGUAAAUGCAAAACAAUACCAUGGGAUUCUAAGGAGAAGACAAUCAAGGGCAAAAGCAGAAAUGGAAAAAAAAGUGAUUAAAUCCAAAAAGCCUUAUCUUCAUGAAUCGCGACACCAACAUGCUAUGAGAAGGGCUCGGGGUUGUGGGGGCCGCUUUCUGAAUACAAAAAAGCUCAGUGAUGACAUGGACACAAAUUCUGUACAACAAAAGGAGCCAAAAUCAGGUGUAUCUAAUUUCCAUGGAAGCUCUUCAAUCUUUGAAGAUAUGCUUAAAAGAAACUCUUCCUCAAAUGACAACAAUGAUGAUCAUCAUGGUUUGUCAUCAACAUUCAACUUCCAUUUGAUGGGUAGGGAAGAGGCAGUGCAUUACUUCAAAAAGGAGAAGGGUAAUUUGGUAAAUCAAAUCCCAAAAAGAGACCCCUAUUACAAAUGAGAAAAGGGGUGAAGUAGAUGUUGUUUUCCCUGUGUGUGAGUGUUAACUGGCAAUUCAUUCUUGGCUUUGGUUACUUACUUGAAGGGUUAUUAAUGGUGAAGCGUUGAUAAUCUUUUGUGCAAUAUGGAGUUGUACUAUGUACGAAGAAGUUGUACAUUUUGGAAUCUCAAAACAAUGUUUUUUUUUUUUUUUUUUUUUUUUUUUUUUUUUUUUUUUUUAUAAAUACUUGAAAGGUAUGGUUUGCGGAUGACCUCAUACACUAGCUGCUCAGCAUGUUUGGAACUGGUGAUUUUCAUUUAUUUUUGAACUGUAAUCGUGGACUUGCACUCAAGAAGCUCAUAAAUUCGUAUGAUUUCCCUACAAGGAUUCCAAUGUUCA